Molecule: messenger RNA, 273 nt
Organism: Symbiodinium necroappetens
Lineage: Eukaryota; Dinophyceae; Suessiales; Symbiodiniaceae
Source: the annotation of a GenBank genome assembly
AUGAUGCUGGAGGAGAUGGCCUCUUUCGGAUUGGCAGGCGCAGUUUUGGGUGCAGUGCAGACAAAUCGAAACGCCCUGGUUACACAAUCAGACCCAACUGGCUGGAUGACUGCGGUGAUAUUGUCCAUCAAGCUCCAGUUCAAGCUCCUCACGCCGGCUCAUACCUGCGAUUACUUUGCGUGCGAGUUGUCCUGCUUGUGGUGUUUCGACCACCCCCUCAUAGCACAGGAGUUGUGUCCAUUCGAUGCAAUCGCUGCCGCGGCCUCUGUCUAG